Messenger RNA from Planococcus citri (citrus mealybug), 2392 nucleotides. Its product is annotated as fibroblast growth factor receptor 2-like. NCBI's taxonomy places the organism in Eukaryota, Metazoa, Arthropoda, Insecta, Hemiptera, Pseudococcidae. The transcript is spliced from 14 exons. The coding region runs from base 1 to 2229 and encodes 742 amino acids. Gene Ontology annotation, biological process: positive regulation of kinase activity; cell surface receptor protein tyrosine kinase signaling pathway; multicellular organism development. Gene Ontology annotation, cellular component: signaling receptor complex; plasma membrane. The record is from RefSeq and is a predicted model, not a curated record. Gene Ontology annotation, molecular function: protein binding; ATP binding; transmembrane receptor protein tyrosine kinase activity.
AUGCAGGGAGUGCAUAGAAUAAUUUCACAAGUACAUCCCAAUGGUAACAAUUACCGAGCUAAAAACGGAUCAUGUUCUCUAUCCAAUUCCUACGCAGUGAUCCGGGACGUCGACAUCAAGCGUUUAUCCACCACCACAGCCACCCCCACCACCACAAAAACCACCCCCACUACCUUAAAAACCACCGAAACAACCUCAAAAGCCACCCCCACUACCACCAAAGCCACCACCAAUUCCACCACAAUUGAUAACCCUUCCACCUCAACUACUUCCUCUACAACUCGCUCCAAUCCUACAAAUUCUUCUAGCAUCACCUUUAACGCAACGUACUAUUCGAAGUAUUUUCGAGUUUAUAUCAAGCUUAUGGAGGCUUACACUUAUGAUUUCGAUGACCAUUCCAGCUCAAUAUUUCAAGAAUACGAGCGUAAAGUUACUACCGGUGUUAAAGAAAUAUUCUCUAUGCCAGAUUUUGCCCGAGCGCGCUUAGUGGCUAUUUUAAGUACAUUUGACAUAUCUCAGUCGAGGGCUGUAGUAGAUCUCGAGUUUUCUGAUGUUGUUAGUGAGACACAUGUCGGAGACACAUUAUCUGGUCAGUUAGCCUCUUAUAAAAAAAUUGGUUCGUUGACUGCAUCUCCGGAAAAACCUUUUGUUAUCAAUUUCAGACAAAAUCUUCCUUUCCGGUGUUCUCCUACGGAAAUCCCCUGCAAGAAUUCGUCUAAAUGUGUCCCAUCAUCAGGCAGAUGCGAUAAAAACGCCACAUGUCUGGAUGGAAGUGAUGAGGAAGAGUGUCCGGGCGCAGAUCGAUGUACAGAUGAGAAUGAUAAAUUCUCUUGUCCCCAUUCUGGUGGAAUACUGGUUUGUGCCAGUGUUAAAUGCGACGGAAAAAAGGAUUGCCCUGGUGGCGAAGACGAACCUCCAACUUGUGAUAAGACCCCAGGCCAAGAAUCAUCACAACCUACGUUUGGAAAAGAUGACAUGAUAAUGAAGAUAUCGGUCACCGCGCUAGGAAUGAUAUUGAUAAUCGGAGUAAUAUGUGGCAUACUUUUUUUCUGCAAAUACAAAAGAGAAAUGAGACAAAAAGAUACCCAAAUCGCGGAAAUGACACAAUUGGUGAAAAAGAUUGUAGUGAAGAAACAAAUCAACAUCGAUGACGAUUUUCCCGAUGUUUUGAAUAUGCCUGUCGUUUCAAUUGAACGUUUGAAAUCUGGUAAAGUUAAAAAUGGCAUGGUUUCGGUAGGCGAAUAUGAAAUGUCAUUAGAUGAAAGUUGGGAGUAUCCUCGACAAAAUUUACACUUGGGGGAAACAUUGGGCGAAGGCGAAUUUGGGAAAGUAGUGCAAGCCGAGGCAAGGAAUAUUUGGGAACGUGGAAAUGGCAUUGUAACCGUGGCAGUAAAAAUGCUCAAGGAUGAUCACAUGGAUUCAGACAUGAUAGACUUGGUAUCUGAAAUGGAAUUGAUGAAAUUACUUGGAAGUCACCAGAACAUCCUUCGACUUCUUGGCUGCUGCAGCCAAGGAGGACCAUUGCUUGUAAUUACAGAAUAUGCCCAAAACGGAAACCUCAAGAAUUGUCUGCAAAAACAUCUUCAUCAUUCCAUAAAAAUGGAAGAAAGUACUCUCUUGACUUAUGCUCGUCAAAUUGCACAGGGAAUGGUUUAUCUGUCUUCAAUAAAAUGUAUUCAUCGAGAUUUGGCUGCUCGCAAUAUCCUUGUAACAGCUCAGUUCACGAUGAAAAUAGCUGAUUUUGGCCUCGCCCGAGAUGUGAGGCAUACAGAAUACUACAAGAAGACAUCAAAUGGCCGACUACCCAUAAAAUGGAUGGCUCCAGAAGCUUUAUUUCACAACAAAUACACAACUCAAUCUGACGUCUGGUCUUACGGCAUAUUGUUUUGGGAGAUUAUAACGCUGGGUGAUAAUCCGUAUCCGUCAAUCGAGGAUUUCACCGGGCUACGAAAUGCUUUAAUGCAAAAUUAUCGAAUGGAAAAACCCCCAAAUGCAUCCACAAAUGUAUACAAUUUGAUGAUGGAUUGCUGGAAUUUUGAACCCGAGGAUCGUCCAAAUUUCUUGUCAAUAGUAGAACGCCUAGAAGAAUUAUUGACCGAUAGUGAUACUAAGGUUGUUGAUGGGUCUUACCCUUUGGAAAAAUCUGAAGAAUCCGACUCACGAAGCGUUAUUUCCACAACGGAAUCCAGUGAAGAUGAAAAUGAAAUUAGAAAACCUAUUUUGAAAUGAUCAAUUUGAUAUACUUACCUAGGUAGUAGUUUGUCUGUACUGUUUCUAUUCUCUAGGUACCUACAUAAAAAAUUAUUUGUUUUACCGCAAGGUGGCACCAUUCAAUAGGUAUAUUUUAUUUAGGUAUGUACAUAUUUAGUAAGUAAUAAUAUACAUUAUGUAU